UCGCCGAGCUCCUUCCUGUUGGCGCGGCGGCGGCGGCGGGGCGGCGGGAUGCGGUUGUCGCUGGUGGCCGCGAUCUCGCACGGGCGCGUGUUCCGGCGGCUGGGGCACGGCCCGCGCUCGCGCCUCGACCUGCUGCGCAGCCUGGUGACGGCGCUGGUGCGGCACGAGCGCAUCGAGGCGCCGUGGGCGCGCGCCGACGAAAUGCGGGGAUACGCGGAGCGGCUCAUUGACUACGCCAAGCGCGGGGACACGGACGAGCGCGCCAUGCGCAUGGCGGAUUUCUGGCUGACGGAGAAGGACCUCAUCCACAAGCUGUUCAAAGUGCUGGCGCCCCGAUUCCAGCCGCACCCCGGCAGCUACACUCGCAUGUUGCACAUCCCCAACCGGGACAGCGUGGACCGUGCCAAGAUGGCUGUGAUCGAGCUGAAGGGGAACCCCUUCCCGCCGCUCAUCCGCCCGCGUCGUGACAGUGAGAAGACGCUGCUCAACCAGCUGCUGAAGGGCUACCGGGAGGAUGCCCAGCACACUGCAGGCCCCUGAGGGCACUGUGUGGGCAUCCUCCUGUGCUCCAGGGAUGUCCCAUGUGGGCAGCAGGAUGGGGCCUGGGGUGAGCUCACGUCCUGGGGCAGGGCAUAUGCUGCCCUCCUGGGGCACAGGGCAGGAAGGUGUCCUGGGAGGGCUCAGGAUUUAUUGGUAGCCUUUAUGAUCAUAAUAGGGGCACAAGCUCAAGGUUUACCUUGCUCUUCCUGUGAUUUAGCAGCAACUCAGCAAGAGAAGGAAAUCAAGCUGCGAGGCCUAGUGACUGAUAUUUUCUGUGUAAAUAAACUACUUUGAAAAGUGA
Molecule: messenger RNA, 841 nt
Organism: Numida meleagris (helmeted guineafowl)
Lineage: Eukaryota; Metazoa; Chordata; Aves; Galliformes; Numididae
Gene: MRPL17
Product: mitochondrial ribosomal protein L17
Exons: 3
Coding region: 49-540 (163 amino acids)
Biological process (GO): translation
Cellular component (GO): ribosome; mitochondrial large ribosomal subunit
Molecular function (GO): structural constituent of ribosome
Source: RefSeq, a predicted model, not a curated record